AUAAAAUACAGUAUUUCCAUGUAUUAUAAAAACUACAUGUAAUCAAAUAAAAUGAGUGAUAUUUGAGUGAUAAAAAACUCAGAACAAAAAUCUUAUCAGUGUAAUAAUAAAUUCAAUCAAAUUUCAUAUAAUUUUCAUAACAUUUCAUACAAUCUUACAUUUCACAAUGUCGAAUGUAGUUGACGAACAACCCCCGGUACAAAAGUUAUUAAUACCAAGUCCUAUUAUAACGAAACGAACUCGAACUGCUUCAACAUCUGCUCGUGCAUCAGAGCGUCCUGAAUCUAACGGAGUCAUAAAAUCUUUUUGUCGAGCUAAAGGUCAUGGUUUUGUUCAACCUAAAGACGGUGGAGAAGAUUUAUUUGUUCAUAUAUCUGACAUCGAAGGAGAAUAUGUUCCAUUGCCUGGAGAUGAAGUGAAAUACAGAUUAUGUCCGAUACCACCGAAAUUUGAAAAAUUUCAAGCUGUUCAAGUUCAUAUUAUUAAUUUGACACCAGAAGUUCAUUUAAAAUGGGACUGUUUACCAUCUGAACACUAAUCAUUAUUCAUGUGUCAUAAUUUUUUUUUUUUUAUUUUAAAAUAUUGAAAAAACAAAAAAAGUAUUAUAUUUUGAUAUGUUGUAUGUAUUUCAUUGUUGGAAGAAAAGUCAUUAAUAAUUUUUGAAAAUUUAUUGUUUACA
Molecule: messenger RNA, 679 nt
Organism: Chrysoperla carnea
Lineage: Eukaryota; Metazoa; Arthropoda; Insecta; Neuroptera; Chrysopidae
Product: cold shock domain-containing protein CG9705
Exons: 3
Coding region: 167-538 (123 amino acids)
Biological process (GO): regulation of mRNA stability
Cellular component (GO): cytoplasm
Molecular function (GO): mRNA 3'-UTR binding
Source: RefSeq, a predicted model, not a curated record